AAAAGAUCUCAAAGAGACGACGACGAAGCAAAAGAAGAAGAAGAAGAAGAGAGAGCUAUUCAAGCUUAAAGCAUAAAACAAUCUCUGCUCCUUAUAUAGUUCUUCACUAUGGAAGAUUUGAGUAAUCAGAAUCUCCUCCCGCGUCAAUCAGAUAUCUCCAUCCCUGCGGAGAAGAUGGAUUCGUUUCAAAAGUCGCUAGAACCUCCGCCGUGUUCUCCGGUGAAAUCUUCUCAACAAUCAGAAACGGAAGUCACACCGCCUCAGAAACCACCGCUUCACCAAUUUGGUCACAACCAAGUUCAGAAGAAUCGAGUGAGCAAUCAAGAUCCAUCGACCUCACGAAGACAUAAUGAAGUUGAAUCGAAAGAGAAUACUCCAAAUAAACAACAAAAACAUUGCAAUUGCAAAAACUCAAAGUGUUUGAAACUGUAUUGUGAAUGCUUUGCUUCUGGAUCUUAUUGUAAUGGUUGUAACUGUGUGAAUUGUCACAACAAAUUGGAGAAUGAGUCUUCGAGACAAGUAGCUAUCUCGGGGAUCUUAGAGCGUAACCCUGAUGCGUUUAAGCCCAAGAUUGCUGGUAGUCCUCAUGGAAUGAAAGAUUUGCAGGAGAAUGUGCAGCAAGUGUUGCUUAUUGGAAAGCACAGCAAAGGAUGCCACUGCAGGAAAUCAGGAUGUCUCAAGAAGUACUGUGAGUGUUACCAGGCGAAUAUUCUAUGUUCGGAGAAUUGUAGAUGUCAAGACUGCAAGAACUUUGAAGGAAGCGAAGAAAGAAAAGCUCUUCUUCAUGGAUCUCAGGUCUCGGAUACCUACAUACAACAGAUGACCAAUGCGGCUGUUAACCGUGCCAUCGACAUGUCUGCUUAUCUGUACCCUCCUGAAUCAAGAAAGAGAAAGAGCAAGGACAUUUCAGAUUCUGUAGUUUCAUCAUACGGUGUCCAAUACCAGAGGGCAAACCACGUUAGAAGAAAUGGUGAAAAUUCUCUAUUUUCACUCCCUAACAACAAGGCCGUGUCCGGAUCUACCACAAGUGCUUACAGGUCUUCUUGGUCAAAUACAUUCCAACCACAUCAUGUCAGAGAGCUAUGUUCACUUUUGGUCUCAAACUCGGUUGAUGUAGCAAAUAAAUUGUCAGACAAAGGGAGGAAGAACGACAAAGGCCCUUCUUCACUUGAUGGAGCCCAAAGAGUUGCUAAUGAGAUCAAUGACUCACCAGAUUGUGUCCUUGAUGCUAAUAGAAUGGACGAGAAGCCUAUAUCUCCCGCAACACGUGCAUUGAUGUGUGACGAAGAACAUGAGAUCGGGUCAGAGAAAGAGACAUCGGCCCGAGUGAAAACAAGCCAAGAGAAAGAAGACACAGACACAAGCUCGGGGAUUUACUUAGAGCAAGAAAGACAGAUAUUGUCAAUCUUCAGGGACUAUCUCAUUCAGCUCUCAAACCGUGCGAGGAUAAAUGGUAACCUUGAUAUCGUAUCCUUGUUCAGAUAUUUACAAGUAGAGGAUUGUGCUAAUUUAAGACAUUAUUUUAAGCAGGUAAAAAUAUCAAAAGCAACACAAAUCCAAGUUGAAAGAAACCAGAAGAUGAAGAACAAAGCCAUCGAGACUCAAAUUAGGGACAUUGCUUAGGGAAUUUUUUUGAUUUUUUUUUUAGGAUCAUACUCAUUUUUAACAUAUGAUCCAUGUCACAUUUUAAAAAAAUAAUUAGGAAGAUUAGACAUAAUUAAAAUUUAAAAAUGGUUUGAAG
Molecule: messenger RNA, 1741 nt
Organism: Arabidopsis thaliana (thale cress)
Lineage: Eukaryota; Viridiplantae; Streptophyta; Magnoliopsida; Brassicales; Brassicaceae
Product: Tesmin/TSO1-like CXC domain-containing protein
Exons: 7
Coding region: 109-1623 (504 amino acids)
Cellular component (GO): nucleus
Source: RefSeq, marked reviewed